AUGGAUCGUGGUUUGAGUCGCAGUAUGCCGUACCUGCCACGGUAUCAUUCUGCCUCCCCGGCACGCUCGCCUCGACUGGACAGCAGGAGGUUCUUGUCCCCGCGUAGUGUGUCUACACCCAAACAGCGCAUUAUUUACGUAAACAGCGAGCCCAUGAGAGUUUUGAACUCGUAUCCCUUACACCACUCGCCCUCGCCUCACCGCCCUCGUGUUUGCCACCUGCUGACCAGCAAACCCAACCAACAUUUGGUUCGCAAGUCGCGGAGUCUGUCGGAGCAUGAUCUUUUGUCGACUCACGUCUACGCUUCCCAGGAAGACCUGGGUGUGAAAUCCUACAAAGAAAGCCCCCGGAGGCUGGCAGAAAGCUGUGAGGACAUUUACCACAAAGGUCCCUACUACCCAGAUAAGACAGCGUCUGAGAGUGGCGUUUCUGUGGGCUGUUCGGAGGAGGGCUCCAUGUUUGACGCCGAGGAUGACACCAUGUCUCAACACUCCUUCGGCAGUUCCAGCGCCUUCUUUGAGGUGACAGUGGACAGUGAACUAGACCGCCUAGACAGCGACGCCACGCACAGCGGAGCGGAGGGAGGACUGUUUGGCGACAGAACCCUCAAUGUUCUGUACGAAGACGACAUUGAUGAGCGCGGCUGUAGGGGAACCACGCGAGGUCAAGGCAGAAAUGUACACAGUCCCGACAGCAACAGAAGUAGCCCGUUGGCUUAUGGCGACUCACGCAAGAGGGAGUUGAUGUCAAGUCCGUCCUUGGACCUUGAAAGACUACAGUCGAGGUUUCAAGCUCUGAGGGUGACCAUACCGGGGAAUGAGUCGACUUCUGUAUCGAAGUCCCCGCGUGAUGACAGGAAAAGGUUUGGCGAUAAAGGCGGUAUGCCGUCAACUCCGCUUGCUCAGUCCACACCACACGUGAGUCCCAGGGGAUUUGGAGAGUCGAAAUUGUCCGUUAUGGCCGUGUGGAAUGUGGACGACCCGGAAGGAGACGGCGUGUUCCUGGAGAAAGGCGCGGUAGAGAAGUCGAGAGCCUCGCGAGCGCUGUUUCAGAUGGACGUGUCGGACUGUGAGUCCAGACUGUCCUCACGAGCCGCCGACUCCAGCCUUAACAGCAGCUUGUCUGAGGACAACUUCUCGGACGUGUCCAGUUUGACCGUCUCGUCAUUCGCCUCCGCCCCGAGGAAAACGAAACGAGUGAAGAAGCCGUCUGACCUGCCCGCAAGCGCAAGAGCCAUCAACGCCCUUCACGACGACACCGGACACACUUCUUCCGGUGAGUCUGUGAUGCGCGUGGACACAGGACCUGAACUCGUGCCUCCCAGAAGUGACACGCAGAAUGUGGGAAAUGAGUGGUGGGCGGUCUACAACAUCGGCUCUGCCCAAGCUAGAGAAGCCGACAGUAACAAUGGCGAAGCGACUGAGGGGGAAGAAGAUCUGGAUCGAAAUACUUUGUCGAGCUACAAGAGAGACAUUCGAGUUGUGAAGCCGGUGAAAGUCAGCAUACCGCUGAUUAGCGCCGGAAAACAAGGUCAGGAGAAACUGAAAAGACUUUCUCAAACAUCUCCCACCUCUUCCUUGCCCAACUCUCCUCGUCUUUCUCCACGCAGAGAAAGUCCAUUGUCCCCAAGUGAGGGAGCCCAAGGAAAUGUGAUAAGUUGCCCCGGAAACACAAACAUGGGCUAUUCUCCUGUGAUGUGGGAGGACGAAGAGGGUGCGGUAAUGAAAUUUGACCAGUCCCAAUCUCCAAUUUCGAAAAAGGGCGAUGCGGGACAGGAAGGGGAUAGAGAGAAAGGCUGUUUCCGGUACCCGGAACGUAGCCUUUCUUCCGCCUUUUCGCCUGGAGAUGAUGAAGAAGAUAACAGCACACAUGCUGUAGAUAAUCAAGGUCGAGUAUCUCCCGGGAAAGAGGCCACUUUGGCAGGAAUGUUUGGGAAACCCCGCAUCGAGGACGGAGGAUGGGGGAUAAACAGCUACAACAAUGAGCCCAAUAGUUACAGUGGGUACAGCGGAGAGCUUGUGGGGCAGCGAAGUAUUCAAGGGGCACAACCGCAGAUUGAUGUCGACAAUGAUAGUAAAGGUAUGCCCAAUAGUGCCCCUUGUCAAUGUGCACAUCCCACAAAUGCCGCACGUUGUCGCGUUUAUUGCGAUCAUACAGACGAUGAUCGAGCUGGACAGGAUGAGUUAUCUCCAGAAAUAGCGAUGCACGGCGAAAGUGCAGUGGUGGACAGAGCCACUGAGGUCAAGGGUCUCGUAAAUGGCGAUGGGGAUAGACAGCCGCCCUCUGAACAGCAUGGCAAUUUACCAGUCGCUGGCGGGGACGGCGAGGCGGGGCGGUCGGUGGGAGAAAUUGAUAGCUCAGCUGGACAUUGGCCUCAUUACGAGUUGGGUAAUGCGAGUUUGGGCGAGGCGGGGGAGGGGGGAGGAGGAGGGCGUGGAUGUAUCUCGAGUACCGGUUUACCUGUGGAAGGCACGCAGGUGUCGGCCGGGCCGGGCGUGGUGAGGGCCGAGAAUAUACCCGAGGUGCCGGUCGGGGGAAACAGUCAGUUAGGUAGGAGAACACCUGGAGAAAGGACCAGCGCUGCUAGUGAGCGAGAGGCUCUUAACACCGAGGGGAGAGAUGGAGUGGGAGGUUUCCACGUUAUUAGUGCCGAGUUUCAGAACAGUGUUUCCUUGCCAACUGCGGCGUCUGAAGAAGUAAACAAGGGGUGUGUUGGCGAAACGCUUUCCGAGGGUAUUUUCACUCAGCAUUCGGAGACUCGUGGAUCCCCCCUGGAUUAUGAGAAAGCUCGUGUUUCAAGAUCUGAGCAGAAAGACACGCAAGAGGAAGUAAACACGGCCCGUGUCAACAACGGUAGGGAGUCGGCGGCGCUCCUUGGACAGGUAGCUUUGAGCGGUCCCGGACAAGGACAGGUUAGUAUUGACUCGACCUCGCCGCUGUUUAGCUCCCAGAAUGUGACCGCGAGCAAUGACCGAGAUUUUGAGCAUCUUCAACAAGGACAAGGACACCGAAAACAGCAGCAGUUGGGCGCGUGUCCUGGAGAUCGUGAGGUUGACCCGGGAGGUCGCGACGGUAGUGAGGAGGAGAAAGAAAUGAUGCGGAUAGAGAGAAAUCGGAUCGAUGGGGACGCGGCACCGGUGUCGCUCACAACUACAGCCGCCAGCGCGCGCGGUACCACUGAGUGCGGCGGGGAAACCCCGCUACCGAUGACGGUGCGCGUUGUCGCCACGGCGCAAAACAUGAAUGAUAGCGGCGGUUUGACGCCGCGCAGAGGAGAUGACAUCAGUUGCGCUUCGGCUUUCACAUCGCCACGACGCGAGGAGCCAGCGUUCCCUCACUCUCACCGCUCAAUCACUGCUGCACCCGGCUGUGAGUUUACUACCACUAGCAGCGUCUCGGACGACUCGCGUAACUUUUCAGUCGACGGCAAGCGUUUCAACCAGUUGGAUAACUCUUUCGAUCAGUCUCGUGUGAGUGGUAACUCCGUUGAUAGAGUUAGUUACAACAACAACAACGGCACCAGCGUCUCUGGUUUAGGCGCGGCGUUUGACAGCGAGGGGAAUCGUUGUUUUCGGUUAGGAGAGGAAACCUUACGCUCGGGUGGUGUGGAUCAGGUCGGCUCACGGCACGUGAAGCAAUCAAUAGAGCAGUCGGGCGUUGCCUGCGGUCUUAACAAAGAAACGUCGCCCCAGGGAAUAUGGCGUGAGUACCCUCACAGUUCUGAGAAUUCUGAGCAGUUUUAUGAGAAAGUAGAUGACCAGGCGUCCAACACGCUCGUGAAACCACCUCAAGUAACCGAAGUGUCCAGUAAGCGAGUGAAGCACGUGCACCGGACUACUAUCGAGAAAAUUGUGACCACUGAACGGAUUGUGAACCAGUCGCCUCCCAACAGUGGCGGGCUGUCAAGCGGUGACAGUAGUAGCGGCCCCGUGGAUAUAGUCACUGACAAGUCGACCACUGAGACCAUCAUCAAAGAAGCCGACGACUACUUCACAACUACCACCAGUGCUGUGUACCCGGACUCAUCUUUCCAACACACCACGGUUAGUAACACCCACAAUGCUUUUAGCGGUAAUAGCAUCAACAACAACAAUGGAAACGGGCCGGGUCUUGCGUGGGUGACCUCUCCUCCUUGCGAGGCUACCCCUGCCCCGACACAACAACAGGGCCCCGUCAGCCGCGGGGACAUCCCGUGUCCCGCGUCACACUCGUCACGGGUCGCCGCCCACGCAGAUGUGAUUUCCCAUCACGUGACCGGAGGAGAGAAAGGGGCCGCUAACUGGGAAAACAACACAUUCCGUGUGACGGAGGACACGGCGAGCAGUCAGAGCCUUGUCGCCGCAGGUGAAGCCCCCGUCACGGGCCAGGCUCUCCACAACAACAACACAUCUGCUGAGAUGACGGCCUCCUUCCCCGUACACAGAGUCGACUCGGGCGGCCGGCCCGUCAUACGUCACAGCGACAGCCUCUUGGAUAGCCUGGAAGCCGAGCUGUCCCGCCUGUCGAGUGACCUGUCAACGUUGAGGUCAGAGGUCGUGGGCGACGAGGUCAGGGCAGAAAGUACACAGCACUCCAACACGCGAAGUGUGUACCGUGAUCAUGCGGAAGCGACCAGUGUGCUCAAACACAUUGUGCGUGGCGAUGACUUAAAUGUGUCCAGUCUAUCCAACGUUUCAGGUACUGUGGUGGUAAAUAGUUACAAAACAAAUUCAUUCCCACUGGAUAUCGGAGAAGAGGAGGAGACAUUUAUCACAGGUGAGGAAUGGAUCCCGUCUGUAGCGACAGGUGUGGAGGAGAAUGGCGGACUGGCGCGAUCAGAGCGAGAAUACUACGAUAACGAUUACGAUCUCGUUACAACUCAGUUACCCAAAACAUCACAGCGCCAUCAUAACCUGCAGCGACUGAAGCCUGGCCAGUUGAAAGCGAGUAGUUUGUGGACGUUACAAGAGGAGACGGAGAGUCUGAUAGACGCAAAUUCGCCAAAGUCGUCGCCUGUACGCACACUAGCGACCUUGGCCUCGGAGGAUGAAAACAGCAGUGACAAAGCGAGUGAGGCGAGCCCUGUGGAGGAGCGUCGAGGGGUGAGGGGGUUGACAGAGAACGAUGAGUGGUCAGCUGAUGAAAACGCCAAUAUUAAACUACCCCGUUCACUCAGUGCGGGAUUAGAAGAGAAGAGGCAGUUUGUCUGUGAGUCGUCGGAUUUCGAGGAGAGCGAUGGGAAUUACUCGUCGAUAAGCACCUCGGAGAGCAAUAGCCGCUGGUCAAGCAGCUUUGGCCGGGAACAAACACCGCUGAGUGAGCCGGACGUCAGUCCCCCUGGACCUCAGGACGAGAGGAUGGAUUACCAGGAAGUGGAAGAGGUUUCCCCGGGCUCAGCGCACGGUCGGAUUAGCUCCUUCCAGGACUUCGUCACCGGCCUACACUCGGCUAAUGUCGCGUCCACGGUCAGCGCUAACAGUCCCAAUAAUUUUUCCUUCGGUAGACAACACGCUGGUCAUCAGAUGAGAUCACCAAUGGGUAACGACGUCCACGAUAUGUCCGGGUCGGCGAAUUUCACGUCGAGUUCUGCGUUUUCUGUAAGUGGACUCGACAAUUCCAUGUCGGUUCUCGACAGUCUGUCUGCCUCGUUAGAGCAGUUUGCCACUCCAGAGUUUUGGGGCAAUUCGGAGGCGUCACGGGAGAGCAACUGGCAUUCAGACGUUCACCAGCGCGUGUCGUCGUCGUCAUCGUCGAUGUCCCAUACACUGAACUCAUCAGACUUCAGAGAAGAUGUCCUGAACGCCAGCGCUUCCUCGUCCGCCCCCAGCUGGCACGAGGAGACGCCCUCACGACUUCACACUUUAGACUUGGACUUAUCCCGCAUCUCCUCCUGUCCCAGCCCCGUGCCCUCUGACCUCAGCGAGAGCUCUCAGUACACGUGCACGGGGACGGCGCAGAUCAGGCGAGUGGCCGGGCCCGCGUCCCUGGGCGACUACGACAUUCCAGCACCAACAUCCACGCCCAAGGGGAAGCCGCCCAAAGUAGGGGAGAAGAGACCAUUGCCUGCUGAAAUUGAAGUGAGAAGGAGAUACGAGGAGGAGAACGUGAAACGGUUCGACAGGCUUCUUACUGAGUUCGAUAAGCAGUGUAGGCCGGAGGGUUUGAACGAUCUUGUAUUUCUGGAGGAGAAGAGAAGAGAGGGCACUGAUGUUUCGGGGGCUGGGGAUAUGUACAAAGCUUUCACCGUCGAAGACACGGAAAAGAAGCAGAACCACUCUUGUAUUGUAGUGGAGGAUGAAAAUAUGGGGACAUUCCGUUUCAAACGUUUCCUCAAGAAGUCUCACACCAAACGGAACAAGAAGGGCCGCAAAGUGCUGCGCUUCCUGAGCCGCCUAGGGUGUGUGUCCGAGUCCGUGCACUCGCCAGACAUGAGCGCCAACCGGAAACAGUAUGGAGGCGACGUGUACAGUACCGACUCGAUGCCGUCGCCGAAACACAGGAAGGUCUCCAGCCCCAUCCUGCUCAGCUCCACCUCUUUCCACCACUUCCAGGAGUUCAGCCCCUGCGCCUCACCCCAGGCGUCCCCGGCCAAGAGCACGCCUUCCUCCAGCAACCAGAGCCUGGACUCUCUCCGCUCGCGGACAGACAGCGCUUAUUCUAGUGUGUCCGAGUCUCUGCUGGGCUCAGUGUCCAGCCCGGUCGCCCUACGCCAGCACCGUCUCUCCAGCUCCGUGUUCUCCACUGGGAGCUCCGGACAACCCCGGGUUCUGACGCCGUCUUCAGGCUCGGUGAGUGCCGUUUUCCACUCGGAAAUGACUCACUCUGACGUCACUCACGUGGCUGAUAGCUCGCUCUCGGACAGCGCCUACUCCACAGACAUGACCACCAACCCGAGGUCCUUCAACGAGGCCGAUCUAUCCGUCACGGACACCACUGUCAUCGGCAGCAGUUCUGUGUCGGCGGGCGGUCCCUCUGAUAAAGGUAUGGACACCGACAUGCUCAGCGCUCUCUCGGAUGUGUUCGACCAGCUGGACGUGUGUGAGGGCGAGAUUGACAAUGCCUUGCUCAACCGAAUCCGGUAUGGGCACAGGGAAGUGAACGAGCAACACCAGUGA
Molecule: messenger RNA, 7095 nt
Organism: Aplysia californica (California sea hare)
Lineage: Eukaryota; Metazoa; Mollusca; Gastropoda; Aplysiida; Aplysiidae
Exons: 1
Coding region: 1-7095 (2364 amino acids)
Source: RefSeq, a predicted model, not a curated record